UAUUUCACUUAAAACGUGAUUUGUCAAUUUUUCAAACGAAAAAAAUAAUAUUUGAAUUUCAAAUUCAAAAAUAAAACAUGAAAAACCAGCUAACACAGAAAAAUACCCAAGGGACAAGAGCAGCAGCAACAUCAUCAACAAAUCAACAAAAAUUCUAAAAAUAUAUCAAUGUAUUCAUCAUCAAUUCGUAAAAAUUGACACUUGUUUUUAAGAGAUUUUGCCAAAAAUCAACAAAUUUGUUUUCGUAUAAAUUCUUAACAUGUCAUCUCUUUUAAGAAAACGCCAAGCAAAUAAUUUUGCUCGUUUUCUUAGCCGUAAUCCGCAGCUAUUGACCUGUAAUUCUUAUUUAAAUUUUUUACGUUUUUAUAAAACGCAACAUCCCCGUUAUGGUCUCAGAAAACUUUUACAAAAUGGCGUAAAACUUUGGACUAAUUUGUCUACACAAGCAAGAAAAGAAUUUAAACAAAAGAAAUCCAAAAGUUUUGAAGAUAUAAGACCACGUUUAAAAUGGAAGGCUAAGUCAUCAAGAAUGAGAAAAGUUCCUCGUAAACGUAUGCCGAGAGCUUAUAAGAAACGUUACUUAACGGCAGCAGAAAAUAUCAAAAGACAUAAACGUAAUAAACAACGUUGGCAGAGAUAUGGACGUAACAAAUUUCCGGGGAAGUUUAAUUGAUUCUGAUGUUUGUAAAUAACAAAAUUGUAUAAAAAGAUCUAAAUUUGAAGAAAAUGUUUAUAACCUGUGAAAUGCUUUACUCCUUUGAGGCCGAAUCCGAAUUUCUCCUUUCUAACAGUGGAUUUUUUUUGAUAUGGGAAAUCAAUUCAUUAAUUUUAUCUUAAACCUUGUUUAUACCUGGUUUCUCUUAACUAUACUUUUAACAAGUUUAAGUUAAACUUGCAAACAGCAACUCUAAGUGUUGCCAAUUAAACACACUUAAAUUUAAACAUUUUCAUUUUGCAAUUUAAAAAUGUAUAACUAAUAUAAUAAUUUAGCCUACUAAAUUAUGUUUUCCUAUAUUUGGUGCCAAGUAACAUAUUGAAAUAUAUAAACGAAUUGCACACCGAAUUAAUUAAAUAUUCGUACUCGUAGUUAAAAUGAAAAAAAAACUGAAAAUGUUUUCAAAAACCUAUUAAAGGUUUUGCGUGUGGCAAGUAACAGUAAUUUCAUGUAAAUUAAUACAACAACUUCCGUCAGUCCAAAGAAGAAGAAGAAGAAAUAUAAAAAUAAACAAAUAAAAUUGUUUAUAUUUUUCUUCCAUAAUAACACCCUUUCAAAUAUAUUUAAUAUUCUUAAACAGCA
Lucilia sericata (common green bottle fly) is the source of this 1297-nucleotide messenger RNA. RefSeq lists its product as uncharacterized. Lineage: Eukaryota; Metazoa; Arthropoda; Insecta; Diptera; Calliphoridae. The record is from RefSeq and is a predicted model, not a curated record. The coding region runs from base 260 to 673 and encodes 137 amino acids. The transcript is spliced from 2 exons. Gene Ontology annotation, biological process: sperm DNA condensation; spermatogenesis.